Messenger RNA from Protopterus annectens (West African lungfish), 3884 nucleotides. RefSeq names its product V-set and immunoglobulin domain containing 10 like 2 (gene VSIG10L2). Gene Ontology annotation, biological process: cell-cell adhesion. Gene Ontology annotation, molecular function: cell adhesion molecule binding. Gene Ontology annotation, cellular component: cell-cell junction. The transcript has 12 exons. The record is from RefSeq and is a predicted model, not a curated record. Lineage: Eukaryota; Metazoa; Chordata; Ceratodontiformes; Protopteridae. The coding region runs from base 186 to 2696 and encodes 836 amino acids.
CAAGGCAGGACGACUGUCACUGAGAUUACAGCACAUUGAUUGGGAAUAUGUGCUCCUGUAACCUGUAAGGACCAGGUUUAGUUAUUAUAAACUGCAGUAUAUUGUGAGAAGAGGAAGCAUUGACUCAGGGUUUUCUGGCCGCUGGGUGUUCUGCACAUGUCCAGUCCCUGCAGCGAAAUGGAGAAAUGGAUUAUGGAUUGAUAAAGAAUCUGAAACUCUGUCACCUUCUGGUGCUGCUAUGGAUCUUUGUACCUUUAACAUCUGGUCAAUCCCUGCCUCUUCCAAAAGCUCAACAAACCCUAUAUGUUGAUAUGACAACAAAAGGAGUGCUGGGACGUUCUGUGCAGCUUUCAUGUGGAGAAACUCUGCCAAACAUCUAUAUAUGGAGUUUCACCACACCAGACACUGGCAGUCUGCAAGCUGUACUGUUUGGCACACAAGGAGUGAAUGUGUUGGACAGUAAGACAUCACAGUAUGGUAAAAUUGGCUUCAUAGCUGAGAAUGCAUCAUUGACCAUCAAUAACCUGCAGCUUCAGGCCAUGGGACGAUUUACCUGCCAGGCCUUCAAUAUGAUGAAUGACAGUCUGACUCUCAUCUACUUCAACACUGACUUGACUGUCUUAGUUCCAGUGGCAAAACCUGAGGUCAGGAUGAGUCGCUCAUCUCCAGAAGAGGGAACACCAGUAACUGUGCAGUGUCUUUUGAAGGCUGGGACCCCACCAAUCAAUUAUAUGUGGACUCAAGAGGCUACACUAUCAGGUCUCACUGUCAUUCUUACAGAGGAUAGUAACCUGGUUAACGUGACCUCUGUCCACCGUAACCAUACUGGACGGUACAUUUGUAAGGUCAGCAAUGAAGUCAACGAGGAAAGCAGUGAUGGAGUCUGGAUGAAUGUCACAUAUGGACCUGACGAACCAGUUAUCACCAUCUUCCCACUUUCCAUCACAGAGAGAGGCUUCACAGCAAAUGAAGAGGACACCAUCUCAUUGAUUUGUCAGGCAGCGUCAAAUCCACCAAGCUCCUACUUUUGGCUCUACAACAACUCCCAGGUCUCUGUUGGGCAAACAUAUCAAAUCUCUAAGAUUUCCAGACGUCAGACAGGUAGCUACACUUGCCAGGCCGAGAACAGGCACCUUAACACACGUGCUCAAACAUCCAUAUCUCUCACCGUCUACUAUCUUCCUGAUGGAAAACCUACUUGCAAGGUGAUUGCAGCUAAUGCUUACAAGGACCUUUCUCUGUGGUGUUCAUGGGAUGGAGGUCUUCCUCCUGCCACACUCCGAUGGGUCAGCAUCAGUCAUCAAGAUAAUGGCACAACUGCACUCUCCAAUGUUACUGCAAUAAAAAUUGGUGUGAACACCCCCAGCAGAAGCACCUUCACUUGCCUAUCUUCACAUCCUGCACUGCCUGUGGACCAUAUCUGCAAAGUCACAGCGUAUCUGCCUCCUGAGAAUAUUAGUUGCUUUGCCAUUUCUAGCAAAGAUAAUGACUUCAUCAUGUUAUCCUGCAACUGGGAGGAAGCAAUGCCUCCUGCAAUGCUCUGGUGGGAUACUUGGGAUGGCGUAAUGCUUGGCAGCACAGAGGAGUCGGUCAACAUGGUCGUUCUAAAGUCUAACACCAGCUACAGUGGCAAAGAAUUCACUUGUAGUGCUCUUCAUCCGCAGAGUGCAGAAAAGAAGCAAUGCCAAUUACGACUGGAGUCACCAACCCUGCUGUCACCCAGAAGUGAGGUUACUGUCUUGGAAAUGAGUGAAAUCAACUUGACCUGUACCCUUUCUUCAUCCUACCCUGCUUCUGACAUCAUCUGGUAUGACAACAAAAAUAAACCGCUUCAGACUGAUCUCCAAAAAUAUGUCAUUUACCACAUAGAUCGCUGGUCCAAUUUAACCAUCAAAGAAAAUGUUGCCGAAGCUGACAGUGGAAAAUAUCGGUGCUCAGCAACAAAUGCAGUAGGCAGUGCCUCCGUUUGGAUUUCACUAAAUGUUUACAAGUAUCCGCCCCCUCCAAAUGUGACCAUCAGUAAAAUCUUAUACAGCCGUCAAAGGACAGAUGUCUUUCUGGAAUGGAUGACCCUGGGCAAAGAAGAAAUGACAGAAUUCAUAGUGCAGAGGCAGGAAAGGCCUGCAGCCAGCAUAACCCCAGAGUCUGACACAAUGAGCAAGUCUGGCACUUGGGAAACAGUUGCCAGCAAAAUUAAGCCUAACAUUAGAGGACAAAAACUAAGUGGUGUGGACUCUACUGUCUUAUAUGCAUUCCGAAUUGUAGCUGUCAAUCACAAUACCAGGGGUUACCCAUCUGAAUGGAAAACACCAGCGGACCCUCCUUUUACUGCCUAUACAGCCAUCAUUGGUGCUGCUCUGGGUGGUAUGCUAGUUGCAGCUGUCGCCAUACUGCUGGUAUUUCAGUACAUCAGACGGAACCCAGAAAGAAAUCCGUGGUUACACAAUAUACUCUUCAGAGUACAACCAGACGAAUCAAGAGAGAAUAUUAGCAUACCAGAAGAUGCAGAAGCUGCAGCUGAUUCAGAUACAGGGAUUGUGGCAAGUACAGACACAACUACACAGGCAGCACAACCUGCAACAGGGUCCACUGCUCCAGUGACCACUGCUGCUGCUGCCCUCUCUCAGCUGUCAUCAUUGUCACCUCCUGGAGAUGAGCCAGUCAAUGUAACCAUAACUGUAACUGCAACACCCUGACUGUUGAGUGAAAUGUAUCCCUUGGGCUCCGAGCAGACUGGUGCACCUAUGAGUCCAAUCUGAUCUGCUGUGUAAGGAUUGCAAUCAUAUAUUUUCUUAUGUGUAAUCAGCUUCAGUCAAUCUUUUUUUCCAUCUGUCAUACAGUACACAUUUGGGCAACUUCUUAGGUAUUCAUCACCAUGCUCUGUUUCACUGAGUCUGUGGCAGCAAUGACACCCCCAUCACCAAAAGGGGUGGAAUAGGGUUUGAUCUUCUCAUAUUUUAAACAAAAAAGUGAAGCUAUGUCACUAUAAGCAAUGCCAUGUGACCUGGACUGACAAGGUUAUUAUGAAACAGACUUUGCCUUGCUCUUUUCUUUAGUCAGUACUGUAAUUUUCAAGGUCUGCAAAAAUUACUAAUGCAGUCACGUGUUGGGCAAAUGAUACACAAAGACAAUGGUUUGUUUCCAUGAUUAUCUGCUAAUGCAACACUUAGAUUCUUGCAGUAAUUUUUAAAUUACUUAAGUUGCAAUGCAUGAUAAUGAGGAAAAUGUCAAAAUAUAAUUAACAGGAGGUUUGCGAUAACCAAAGAUACUAUGCUUAGUCAUUUUCAGUUUCUUCACAAAAUUUUGAAGCAAAUAUAUCACAGAAUUUGAAGUGAUAGAUUUGAAGCAGCAAUUAAGAAAGGGAAUUCUGCUCUCUUUUUUGUCUCUGUGUCUACUUCCAUGCAUAUCCAUUUUCUGUCAGUCUGUCUCUCCUAGUUUUUACAAAAUAAGAACAAACAGCAUCCAUUCUCAUUUCAGGGCAUCUUGCAAUUUAUUCUGAUUUCUCAUAAAAUAAUAAUUUCUGAAUGUGCAAAAUAAUAAAACACAACUAAAGAUUUCAAGACAACUAAACAGCCAAAUCAGAGUUAUUAUAGCUACAAUUCCAUACAGAUGUACAUAUCUCUCUGUAUCACAUCUUUUCAACUUUUUGACUGUCUCUGGGUGCUACUAUCCUGUAGCUAUGUUUGCACAACAAGGCAGUUUGUGGUCAAGUGUGAUUCUAUUGCUAUUAGGACUAUAGAAAUCUCUGCAAUUAGUAAUAGGGAAAACUUGAUAUAAUGAGCUCAAGUUGCAAAACUAUCAAAUUCAACUUUAUUCAUUUAUUUUAUUUAUUUACAUUUGUUGACCAGGAGUGUCCGACUGGACGUAGGUCCAUUUUCAGCGGA